Cyclospora cayetanensis is the source of this 2094-nucleotide messenger RNA. RefSeq lists its product as uncharacterized. The transcript has 5 exons. Bases 1 to 2094 code for a protein of 697 amino acids. The record is from RefSeq and is a predicted model, not a curated record. Lineage: Eukaryota; Apicomplexa; Conoidasida; Eucoccidiorida; Eimeriidae.
AUGGAUGAAAAUAAAGCAGCAAAAGAGGUCAUGUUGGGGGAGGAUGCUCAGGAAAAAUGCCACAGCACAGGCUGUCGUCCAGCCUGCGAUACAUGCAGUCCCACACACACCGGAACAACGGUGGCUUCUUGGGGGCCCCCUGGGCCUCCUGCUGAGCCCUUCCUUGUGGCAUGCGCAAUGCCAAUAUGCGAUUCGUAUUGCAACUUUCGCAGCGCUGUCCCCAUUGAAUCGCAGGCUGUCAAGGGCCCCCAAGGUGGAAAGGAUCAAACCGUUAGGGGCCUCACAAUCCUCGUUUGUCUUGGGCUGGUCUUGUUGUUUGCUGGUAUCCCCGGAUCUGUUGCGCUACAGCCGCGACAGGUGCCUCAUCGCCUGAGCGCUGCAGCGGCUAGCAGCGGGACGUGCAACAGCCGAAGCCGGCGUUGCGAUGUCAGCGGACCGUUGCAGCUUGCCAGCCGCAAUACCACGGGCAGGAUCCGUCGCGAACUGCAGGCCGAAAGACCCCUUCAAGCCUGCGUGCCAUCGUUUGCAUGUAGAUACCCCCUCCUAAGGAGGCCCCCUGGGGGCCUCUUAUGGGCCUGCUUGGAGGACUCUACCGCCGAAAGGACUGCGUUACCGAGAAGAGCAACUGCAGCGCCUGCGGACGGGAACACCCGAGUCUCUGGAAACGCAUCGAAUACUCUCCCAAAAGGAGAUUCCGAAGAACGCUUCCUGAGGGGCCCUGCAGCAUACGAGUCGACGGCAGUGGCUCGGCUUAAGGCCACGGGUGCAUCCGUUUCUGUGAGGCCUCCUGAGGCCCCCCGCGGCAGCAGAUCUGCUGCCCCGCUUCACCUCGAGGUGUCAGCCCUUCCGCCAAUCCCCUUACGCGAUCCUGCGGCUGAGCAUGAGGCCCCCGUUGGGGGCCUCACCCGCAGCAGCAGUACGAGUACCACCGACAGUGUCGCGCCGCGCUCUGGGAAUGCAGACAACAGGCAAGGACUGCUUCAGCAGCACACCAUGGCAUUUGCCCCUUCCAGGGGGAGCAUCAGCUGGUUUGGAUGCUUCGGUGCUGCUGCGGCUAUUCUAGAGGCACUCCCUGUGGCGGAAGCAACCGCUGAGGCAGAGGCAGCGUCAGAGGCUGCACGAUCCACUUCUUCGCAUCUAUCCCCCCUCCUGCUGGCGUCUUCGGGAGCGCCUGCCAUGUGGCUGUGCGGCAGCAAGGCCUCCCUGCUGAGGAGGGCCUUCGAGGCCCUUAGAGGCCCCGACCCCAAAGAUCUCCACACGCUGCGAUUUUACCAGGAAGACGCGAAGAAGAGGGAGAGAGAGCAGCCACAACAAAGCGUUCCCGCUGCACGGUUGGCGCUGCUCACAGUGGGCGACGGGGGAGACUUCAGCGAGGCGGCCUCGGCGGCACCAGCGUCUGCAUGGGGGCAUCAGCACCUGCUGGAAAGCCUGAAGCAGCAGCAACAAAGUUGGAGUUUUCAAGAAAGCUCUUCGGUGGCCUUACAGGCGGAUGUACUCGAGCGAGCAACUAUUGGAGGGGCCUUGCUGCAGUGCUGCGAAGCUGCUGGACUUCUUCUGAGGAUUGGCGAAGGCGCCUUCGAGGCGGCCUCCUCUUGCUUGGCGGGUCCUACGGUAAAGCACAAACUGCUACUUGGAGGCACAAUUCUGAGAGACCCCACGAAGGCGGUUCUGCUGCGACAGGCAAGAGCUGCUGUGAGGGCCUUUCGGCUGCAAAUGGAGAGCCACUUCAAGGAGGCUGAUAUCCUCCUCUACGUAAGAGGCGUUCCUCCGCGUGACAGUGCUGAACCCAUCUGCAGCAAGUCCACCGUGGCACGGUGCUCGGGCAGCAGAAGGAGCACGGCCAUGACCCCCUCCAAGGAGGAUCUCCCACCAGGUAGUGAAAAUGUAAGGUCAUCUCCCACGACAAUUCGCAGCGAGUCGCUGGACACAAGACCUCGAAGGGCCUCUUGUAGCCUUUAUGAACAACUGAUAGCUGCUUCUACGGCAGCGGGGUUGCCGUGUUUUAUUUUUGAGGACGGCUGGAUGCUCCUGGGUGUCCCUGGCAGCGAUGAGUUGGUGCUGAAAACUGCGGCAGCUCGUACGACGCAGGAAUAA